AAUGAAUUGAAGCAGUAGGUGGACCAGUUGCACAAAGAGAGCGCCUUUCAUACUUCUCAAACUUGCUCAACGAAAGUCUUGGCAUCCUAUUGACCUACAUUCCUCGAACGACCAGCCUAGAAGGAGACAAUGCCAUUCAGGACCCUGUGAGCUCUGGAAGUGUAUGCUGACUCUCACUUUCCAUUCACUGGAGGACAUAGCCACGUGGAAGUAAACCUUCUCGACCAGGUAUCACGAUGGCCUCCAACGACCACAUCUUGGUCGCUCGACAACAUAUCCAAAACCACAGCGAGUCAAAUACUCACUACUGGGGCUACCCUUCUCGAACAUUACCCUGCACCAACGAUGCUGGUUCUUGCGAGUACCUCGAGCAGGUCUACAGCGGCCAUGUCAGAUCCAUGCUGUACACUUUCAUCCUCUGGGGUGUGAUCUUGGGUAUCUUCCUCCUCUGGGGCAUCGCAAGGAUAUGGAAUUCUGGUCGAGCAUCGCAUGGCGCAGCAGCCCUAUUCUUCGAAUUCGCUUCAAAGUUUCAGCCACUACGACGACAUCUCCUACCGGAUGCUCCUAUGCGAUGGCUCUUCGGACGAGUCUCCAGAGUACAAGUCGCCAUCCUCUCCGUCAUGACGGCCUACCUCAUCAUUUUCUCCUUCUUCGGCAUGGAAUAUCGAAUGUGGAAAACGCCAGUGAAAGGCACAGAUCUCUUCAACACUCGUUCCACGCUUGGAACAUGGAGCGAUCGUAUCGGCGCCCUGGCGUACGCUCUCACUCCUUUCGCUGUACUACUCUGUAUGCGUGAAAGCGUGCUGAGUCUAGUCACCGGCAUUCCCUAUCAGCACUUCAACUUCCUGCACCGCUGGCUAGGCCGCAUCAUCUUUGCACAGUCACUCCUCCACACCAUCGGCUGGACGAUCAUCGAAGCCAAACUCUACCAACCUCAACCUACCGUGGCCGAGAAGUGGAUCAAGCAACAGUACAUGAUCUUCGGCUGUAUUGCCAUGAUCCUCAUCCUGCUCCUCACGGUCUUCAGUCUGAAACCUGUGAUACGAUGGACAGGGUACGAGUUCUUCAAAAUCACACACUGGUUCAUCGCUAUCUUAUACAUCGGAGCCUGCUGGGGACAUUGGGAUAAGCUGUGGUGCUGGAUGGUGCCUUCGCUCGCGCUCAUCGUAAUCGAUCAAAGUAUUCGAGCAUUCCGCACGCUGUACAUCCACAUGGGAGGGAAGAAGACUUCUGGCCUUGGGUUCAAAUGUGCUCAAGCUGAGCAGCAAGUCUUGACUGAUGACAAUGGAACAGUCCUGCGACUGGAUUUCGACUACGAACAUCGUAACCUCGGAGGCUGGGAAGCCGGACAGCAUUUUUAUCUCACAUUUCCGAGUCUGUCAAUCUGGCAGGCGCAUCCUUAUACCGUGUCCAGCAUUCCGGAUGUGAGGAGCAAGAUGCAGCAUCACACAUAUCUCAUUCGGGUGCGAGACGGACAGACGAAGAAGUUGGCCGCCCUUGGGCAUGGCGCAACUGUACCAGUCAUCCUAUCGGGACCCUACGGCAACGCCUUCCCAAGCUACGAGGCACAACACGUCCUCGCGGUCGCCGGUGGCACAGGCGUGACCUUCACCUGGCCAAUAAUCAUGGAAGCCGUACGACAAUGUACUUUCACCGCUUCUGUCAUCGACUUCGUCUGGGUCGUACGGAAAGCAGAAGAUCUCAUGUGGCUAUCAAGCGAACUGGGUCAGAUGAAGAAACUGCUUUCUGAGAAGCUAGGCCUGAGCAUUUCCAUCUACGUAACAAGAGACGUUAAACACACAAUCAAAGGCAAAGAGAAACUCUCCUCUGAUGAAGUCAACGAAAAGACCAAAGAAUCCGGUAUCGAAACCAGUGUCUCAUCUCUAUCUGGACGCUCGACACUCUCGCUUGACGAACUGCUUUCGAGCACAGACUCGAGAUUCCGAGUGCAUUGGUUGAAAGACCAUCAUCCUUCUGUAGCAGAAAUCGUCUUGGAUUUUGUAGAAAGAGCAAAGGACAUUGGCGGCGGGUUGGAAGUCGUGGGUAGUGGGCCAGAGGCCAUGGGAUCGGAUUUGAGAGCUGCGGUUGCGCGAGCCAAUGUGAGAGAAGCUGUGAACUUUUAUUGGGAUUCAAGAGGUUGAGCAACUAGGUAAAGAGCAUUUUGUUAGCGUUUGCAUGAGAUAUGAAGUUAUGGCAUUGCAUUGCUCUGGAUUGAUGAAGGACUUACUAUCGUCGGUGAGCGUGCCAGUGUGGUGUGAGGUUGAGCGAUCGAUUGAGAACAGGAGUCUCGGCC
Molecule: messenger RNA, 2293 nt
Organism: Cercospora beticola
Lineage: Eukaryota; Fungi; Ascomycota; Dothideomycetes; Mycosphaerellales; Mycosphaerellaceae
Product: ferric reductase family protein
Biological process (GO): iron ion transport; intracellular iron ion homeostasis; copper ion import
Cellular component (GO): plasma membrane
Molecular function (GO): ferric-chelate reductase activity
Source: RefSeq, a predicted model, not a curated record